Messenger RNA from Toxotes jaculatrix (banded archerfish), 3711 nucleotides. Its product is annotated as palmitoyltransferase ZDHHC20-B-like. The record is from RefSeq and is a predicted model, not a curated record. NCBI's taxonomy places the organism in Eukaryota, Metazoa, Chordata, Actinopteri, Toxotidae. Bases 9 to 1100 code for a protein of 363 amino acids. Gene Ontology annotation, molecular function: protein-cysteine S-palmitoyltransferase activity. Gene Ontology annotation, cellular component: Golgi apparatus; endoplasmic reticulum. The transcript has 13 exons. Gene Ontology annotation, biological process: protein targeting to membrane; peptidyl-L-cysteine S-palmitoylation; synaptic vesicle maturation.
GGAGAAAGAUGGCGCCCACACACGUACUGAGAUGCUGUCAACGGGGUUUAGCAUGGAUACCUGUAAUUUUUAUCGCCCUGGUCGUCUGCUGGUCGUAUUAUGCCUAUGUGGUGGAGCUUUGUAUAUUCACCAUACCAAGUAUAGCAGAGCAGAUUGUCUACCUGAUCUUCUUCCACCUCUCUUUCAUCAUGUUUGUAUGGUCUUACUGGAAGACCAUCUUCACCAAGCCUGCCAACCCUUCCAAAGAGUUCUGCCUGCCCAAGCCUGAGAAGGAACGUUAUGAGAAGGAGGAAAGGCCAGAAUCCCAGCAGGAGAUCCUGUGGAGAGCCGCCACCAGUCUGCCUCUGUACACCCGCACAGGAGCCGGAGCGAUCCGUUACUGCGACCGCUGUCAAGUUAUCAAGCCGGACCGAUGUCAUCACUGCUCCGCGUGUGACAUGUGCGUGCUAAAGAUGGACCACCAUUGCCCGUGGGUGAACAACUGUGUGGGAUUCUCCAACUACAAGUUUUUCAUCCUCUUCCUGGCCUACUCGCUGGUGUACUGUCUGUUCAUUGCAGCCACCGUGCUGCAGUAUUUCAUAAAGUUCUGGACAAAUGAUCUGCCAGACACUCACGCCAAAUUCCAUGUCUUGUUUCUUUUUUUUGUGGCGGCCAUGUUCUGCAUCAGUAUUCUGUCCCUGUUCAGCUACCACCUGUGGCUUGUAGGGAAGAACAGGUCCACUAUAGAGGCCUUCAGAGCACCAGUCUUCAGGACAGGCUCUGAUAAGAACGGCUUCUCUCUGGGUUUCCGGAAGAAUAUCGCUCAGGUCUUUGGAGACCAGAAGAAGUACUGGCUGCUACCUGUUUUCACCAGCCAGGGAGACGGUCUGACAUUCCCCACACGGCUGGUCAAUGCUGAUGCAGAGCAGGCCACAGUGAACCUGCAACCAGAGCCCAGUAAAAGUGCUGCCGACGUCCCUGCAAGCCCGCUCAGCGAGUCACAGAAUCGUCUCUUGAGCAACGACCAGCAUGCAAACAACAUUGGAGACCAUCUGGAUAAUAACACCCUCAAAUCAGCUGAAAGUGAAACCAUUACAAUCUCCAUGGAGAGCGAGUCCUAACCAGGUAAACCACUUCAGAGAAACUCCUCAGUCAUCUGAUACGAUGCCUUAAGCAACGCAGCAGUUUAGUUUGUCACCGUGGCAACAGUCUCCCAGUGCAACCCCAUCCCCACGGACCCAUUCAGAGUAACUAUGGAAAUGCGUUCCUUUUGCCCAUCACAGCACAGUAAUGCAUUAGCAUUUUUCGCAUGCAGUGUCGUAAGCAAAUCUCACACCAACCCGCAUAGGACAUAUGAUACAAGCUUGUUCCCUCAACAACACACACGCAUACAUGCUAACUGCCACACAUUCAGCUAUAUCCAUAUUUCCUCAUGCUGAUUAGUUUCCUUUUUCUCACCACUGGAGAAUUAAUUGAUGAUGCGAAAGUUAAAGAAUCAGAGCUGCUUUAAGGUUUUUUUUUAAAGAGAAAACUUUUUUUUGUGCCAAAAGCUUCCUGGGCGCCCUAGGACUCAAAUUAUGGGCACAAAAGCUGCAGUGAAGAGUUGGAGACAAGCUGGAACAGUGUGUUUGUUUUGAACAGUUCUCUUUCUUGUUUUUGUUUUUUUUUUAAAGCAGUACAUCCCGUGGAGAGAGAUAAGUUUACCCAGGUCUUUUAUUUUUAACUCAAAAUGUUGGAGUGUAUCUAAUGUCCGCACAUUUUUUUUUUUUUUGUUUGUUUGAGAUGGAUGUUUCCCCACCAAAACCCUGGACUAUAUUACAGAGGACUCUAUUGCAUUGUUCAGUGGACUGAAACAGUGCACAACAGGGAAGACUGUACCUGGGAUUUGGUUGGUGUUUUGGAUAUCAGAGCACAAGAUGGCGCAUUUGCACUUUGUAGAUUAUCAAUGUCCAUCAAACAACGUGCUGCUUUUUAAAUUUUUUUUUUUUUUUAUCAUGUCCAAAAAGCAUCCCAAGUAUAACAAAUGUUGGAUGAUCAUGUGAUUUAUGGCGUACUGUGUGUGUGUGUGUGUGUGUGUGUGUGUGUGUGUGUGUGUGUGUGUGUGUGUGUGUGUGUGAGAAUGUGCGUCCAACAGUUGAAGUGGCAGUCCUUUUUUCCUUUUUUUUUUUUUUUUUUUUUAAAGAACUAACACAAACUAAAAGAAUCAGCUUUAUGUGUUUUUGUGGCCAACUUGUGUUACAACAUGCUGCUUACAUACAGACAGUUUGACCUGGGAGAUGCAUCUGUACAAUGUGCAGCAUCCUUUGCUACCUGUUCUCUUGGAGUCAGUUAAUUAUGUCAUGUGAUCAGUGAUUCUUAGCCCAAAUUGUCUACAGUCUGUUGUUUUUUGUUUUUUUUUCUACAACUCAGUGCUUCAACCUUUACUAAGACACCAACACUCAUUGCCAAAUAAGGGCUGACCUGUCAGGAGCUCUGACCUCUGUACCUGAAGUGUUUACAACAUCCUAGCUUUAUCUUAACCUCACUGGCCAAUGUCAUCAUAACCAAAUUCUAUUUGCCAGACAUUGUGGCGCAAUAUUUUAUACAAGGUGUGUGUCCCGCCUGCCUGUAGUGGGUCAUGAUGUCCUUGCAAUACCAGUGCCGGCCGGCGGGUGGCGACAAGGCUCCUGUUAUCUGCCCUCAUUCAGAUGAAGAGUUUUCUGUAAUUUCUAAACAUCUGGCUCAAGGGCUCAAUUCACUUUCAGUCUAAUUUGAAGGUGCAACUUUAUUCAGAAUACAAUAUUUUUCAUAAAGUGUAAUUAAUAUUCAUUAUUUUCCUGUAAUAACUCAUCCAGAUUUAAUUCGAAACGAAAGUGAAUUGAACCCGGCUGAUUUACUGUAAAAAUGCAACUGUCAACUACAGCUUGUGCUCACCUCGCCUCCUCUGUAUGUGAUUCGGAAUCAGCUCAGUGUUGUGACCUUGAACUGUUUAAAGGAGCCGUAGCUUGUUGAUAACUUGACAGUGAAACGUCUCACGUCAGUGUUGGAACAUCUGGGGAUGUGACUCAGAUCUGCAAAGGAGGAAUAUUUAAUGUCCACUGCAUUAACCUUUGCAUAUCACAACGUGUGAAUAUCUGUUACAGAAUGGACUUCAGCAGUUUGUGGAAUUUAUGUCAUGUAUAUGCAACUUUCCGAUUCGCAUUGGAGGGAGACGCAGCGUAUUCCUGAUGUCUGUCAUUGCUUCUGUUUUUGUCUGAUCACAUCCCUGACUGCUGCUGGACGAGCCUCCUACCGGUUAGACCCCCGUCAAACCUCCGGUGAUGUACAAGUUUACAGCUGUUUCUAUCGUGUAAGAGUGAUUUAGUGGUGUCGUACGUUGUGUUUCUCGGUAGUCGUCGUCACAGUUGUGCUGAACGUAACCACAAGACGCGUCGGUGAAGGUAUUUGGUCCAACGACGGAGCGCUUAAGAACGGACCGCUCCUCGGACUUUAUGUUUACAUUUUAUCCUCCCAAUCAAGUUUGACCUUUUGAGCCCAAGUGUAUUUAUAAUUACUCUUGACGAACAGGUGAUUGGAGGAUAUUUGUUACCGUAUGGAUUAUGCUGGCAGGGUGGGCUUAAGUAUCAGAAUCACACUGUGGGUUGAUCUCAAAUUAGCAGGUGAAGUUACUGUCGGAGAUCACGAUCCAAGCCAAGGUUAUGUUUUGAUCAUGUGUAGAUCUUUUUCUAAACCUCACACUUAAACAUUUAAAGA